This is a messenger RNA of Alternaria rosae, 1425 nucleotides long. RefSeq names its product ubiquitin-related domain-containing protein. The record is from RefSeq and is a predicted model, not a curated record. NCBI's taxonomy places the organism in Eukaryota, Fungi, Ascomycota, Dothideomycetes, Pleosporales, Pleosporaceae. The coding region runs from base 204 to 977 and encodes 257 amino acids. The transcript is spliced from 3 exons.
CGGUCGCCCGACCUUCUCUCUCACGCCCACAGGCCCGAUACACCUCAACACCAAACUAUUUUUCGCUGCCGUGCCCUCUGCAACGACGACGUCUGCCCGGAAGAAUCCCCCCGUCGUGCCAUCGUCGUCCACUCGCUUGGCCCAUCCAAUCGCUCCCCUUUCGCAUCGCCGCAGCCCGUCGCGAGUGAAGUCGGCCGACCACCAUGGCGUCUACAGCGGACCAAGCCCCCAUGGCACCACAAACCACUCCACAACAACCCGCCUCAGGGUCGCGACCGCAGAGCAGCAGCGAAGGUCUAUCGUCAAGCCCCGUCGAGAUGAGGACUCUCCAGGCGUCGGGCACCGUACCAGCUCCCGCCAGCACGAGCACGCACGUCGCAGAGACCCCCGUUCCAGCUGCGAUAGCAGCUUCCACACCACACGUGACCGAAAUCACCACCUCCGAGGACGCGCCCGUCGCUGCUUCCCCUUCUGCGAAACCCGCACCGCCUGCUGCGUUAAAUCGCGCAGAGACCGAGGCGAUUGGGCCGUCAACCGAUACACCAGCCGCGAACCCAGACAACACCAACGGUCCUGUGCUGGUAAUAAUGCUGCUCCUUACGAGUGGCUCGAGACACCCUUACAAGAUUGAGGAGAAAUACCUCAAGAAGCGCAACGUCAAUGUCGAGAACAUGGACCCCUACAACAUCAGCGUAUACACGCUCAAGGAGCUGAUAUGGCGGGACUGGCGAGAAGAAUGGGAGACUCGACCCACAUCCCCAGGCUCAAUACGACUGAUACACUUUGGUCGCAUGCUCGACGAUAAAUCCCCACUCAAGGACUGCCGGUUCCAGACAGACUCGCCUAACGUGGUGCACAUGACAGUCAAGCCACAGGAAAUGGUGGACGACGAGGAAAACGCCAAGACAGGCAAAACUGGCAGCCGAAGAGAUAACGACGAGGAACCUACAGCUGGCUGUCGCUGCAUCAUUUUAUAGGCAUGUGAUCAGUCGACGACACUUUGGGUCCGCAAAAGUAUAUACAACAUAUCGCGCGCAAUGGUGGACCUAGCCUUUGGCCCAUCGCUUUUCUCAUUGUGCCCUUCGAGGGUGUUUCUGGUUACCAUAAUUGGCCGUUGCAGGCGGCUUUGGGUCGCGGCGUUUUGUGAAGCGAAGUUGGGUACUUUCCUCACUCAACACAGUCUAGUUUCUGCUUCCUUGCGAGCAUAUGGGGUUCGCAGUAGUCUGGGCGAACUUGGAGUGGGUUCUUUUCUUUAUCUUUGUAUAAGUACGUACAUUUUCUGCGGAGGGAGUAUCGCUGGGUCAGGUGGAACAUGGGAAUAGACCGUAUUGAAUCUUGUGACAUCAUUUCUCAUGUGAAGCAAUUGGGGUAGAUGGAAGUGACAAGCAAGUGUUGUCGCAAUGCGAGACGCUAGUUGGGCGAUGG